AUGGUUUUGUCUCAAACUUUUCGUCUGCACUAUUGUAGGACUAUACUAGGAGGAUUGGCUGGUGGUAUGUACCUUGCUUAUACUAUGCUUUAUGACAUAUCUUGCAACUCCCUUGGAUGUGAUCAAAACAAGAUUGCAAAUACUGGGGUCAAAGGUGCAAUGGCUGCUUGGAUGCAGUUUGUAGCAUAUAAAUGGUUGAAGAAGCACAGGGGAUGUUUAGAGGUAGCAGUCUCAGGAUCACCCAAUGUUACAAGCAAUGAAGGAUUAGGCAACGUUGCAAGCAAGAAGUUGCUAGCAUGUAGUAGAGGAAUAGGGAUCACAUUUACAAAGGAGCGGUGUGAGAAACUUGCACUGAAUACUUUUAUUUUCCCAUCUCAUCGUAGUUUGAUUAAGAAAUUGGGUCUUUUUCAAGUAUCCAAGUAA
Molecule: messenger RNA, 423 nt
Organism: Prunus armeniaca (apricot)
Lineage: Eukaryota; Viridiplantae; Streptophyta; Magnoliopsida; Rosales; Rosaceae
Source: the annotation of a GenBank genome assembly